Hylaeus volcanicus is the source of this 2466-nucleotide messenger RNA. RefSeq names its product eukaryotic translation initiation factor 3 subunit B (gene eIF3b). Gene Ontology annotation, molecular function: RNA binding; translation initiation factor binding; translation initiation factor activity. NCBI's taxonomy places the organism in Eukaryota, Metazoa, Arthropoda, Insecta, Hymenoptera, Colletidae. Gene Ontology annotation, biological process: translational initiation. The record is from RefSeq and is a predicted model, not a curated record. Gene Ontology annotation, cellular component: eukaryotic translation initiation factor 3 complex. Bases 37 to 2145 code for a protein of 702 amino acids. The transcript is spliced from 10 exons.
UUCAGUUGAUACACCGUGCGCUGAGAGGUUUCCAAGAUGGCGAAGAAAUCGGUGGCGGAUAAAACGCCUCAAAACGAAGAUUCUGUUAAAAAUAAUGACGAUAUAUUGAACGACGAUGAGGAACCUAAUUUUAGUGAUCCAGAAGGAUUUGUGGACGAUAUCACCGACGAAGAACUUCUCGGUGAUAUAUUGAAGCAAAAACCAUCGGAGACAGAUGGAGUGGAGUCGGUUAUUGUCGUCGAUGGAGUUCCCCAAGUCGAGCCUGAAAGAUUGGAGAAACUUCAAUCUGUUAUUAACAAAAUUUUAGGAAAAUCGGGCACAAUAGUAAACCAAUACUAUCCCAAAAAUGAGAAUGGAUAUACAAAAGGGUAUAUAUUUCUAGAAUAUAAUAACCCCCUUAAUGCCUUAGCAGCAGCACAAUCUGUAAAUAAUUACAAAAUUGACAAACUACAUACGUUCAAAGUAAAUUUAUUUACCGAUUUCAAAAAGUUUGAAGAGAUACCAGAUGAGUGGGAACCACCAAAACCACAACCGUUCAAAGCAUCCACAGAUUUGCACUAUUAUCUAUUAGAACCGGAUGCUUAUGAUCAAUUUUGUGUACUUUAUGGAAAUGGUCCUUCAGUCACUGUUCAGGUUUGGCAGAAUUCUGCCCCUGAACCAACGAUACUCGAAGAACGAUCUCGCUGGACGGAGACAUAUGUUAAAUGGUCACCAUUGGGAACAUAUUUAUCGACAUUUCACAAACCAGGAGUCGCGUUAUGGGGCGGUCAAGAAUUCGAGCAAAAAGCAAAGUUUAAUCAGAAGGGUGUUGAGUGUAUCGAUUUCUCGCCUUGCGAACGUUACUUAGUAACGUAUACUCCUCGAACUGAUCUCGGUUCUGAUCAGAAACGUCUCGUAAUUUGGGAUAUUCUUACCGUUAAGGAAAAACGUUCGUUUUAUGCGGAUGGUUCCUCGGUAUGGCCCAUCUUUCGUUGGUCGCACGAUGAUAAAUAUCUUGCUCGUAUGGGAGAAGAUAUUCUGAGCGUUUACGAAACGCCUUCGUUUGGAUUGUUGGAUAAAAAAAGCAUAAAGAUCCCUGGAAUCAGAGAUUUUAGUUGGUCGCCGACGGAUAACAUUCUCGCUUACUGGGUACCGGAAGAUAAGGAUGUUCCAGCUAGAGUUACUCUUCUCGAAAUUCCAAACCGUAAUGAAAUACGUAACAAGAAUUUGUUUAACGUAGCUGACUGCAAAAUAUAUUGGCAGAAGUCGGGAGAUUAUCUUUGUGUAAAAGUCGAUCGUUUCGCUAAGCGUAAAGAGAAAACUGAACAGAAGUAUACGGGUAUGUCGUACAAUUUUGAAAUCUUCCAUAUGAGAGAGAAACAAAUUCCAGUCGAUAGCGUUGAGAUAAAGGAACCAAUUCACGCGUUCGCCUGGGAGCCCGUUGGAAGUAAAUUUGCUAUUAUUCAUGGAGAAAUUCCAAACGUUAAUGUCAGUUUCUAUGAAGUGCGAUACGGUCAUCAGCCUGCUCUUCUCAAGAAAUUGGAGAAAAAGGCUUGCAAUCAUUUGUUUUGGUCGCCAUCGGGACAAUUUAUUGUCCUUGCUGGAUUGACGACUAUGGCAGGGGCUUUAGAGUUCAUCGACACUAACGAUUUUACCAUCAUGAAUUCGACUGAUCAUUAUCAAACUUCGGACGUAGAGUGGGAUCCUACUGGUCGGUACGUUGUAACAGCCGUUUCUAGUUGGAAAACUAGCGUUGAUAAUGGGUAUUGGAUAUGGACGUUCCAAGGUCGUAUUUUGAAAAGAGUUAAUUUGAAUCAAUUCAAUCAAUUACUGUGGCGACCAAGGCCCGCGACGUUAUUGACGCCAGAACAAAUUAAAGAAAUUAAGAAAAAUUUGAAGAAAUACUCUGCACAAUUCGAGAGCAAAGAUCGUAUGCGAUUAACCCGUGCUUCGAAGGAAUUAAUUGAGAAACGCUGUGCGGCGAUGAAAUCGUUCGAAGAGUAUCGUUUGAAACGUAUCGAAGAAUGGAAUAACCAGAAAAAACGACGUUUGGAAUUACGUAAUAACAUUGAUACCGAUGAAUUAGAUUCUGAUUCGAAGAACGUAGAGGAGGAAGUAAUUGAAUUUUUCGUCAAAGAAGAAACGUUCAUUCUGGACGACAAAUAAAUAAAAAGUUGUGGGAGAAGUUUUCCUGUCUGCCAUUCUUGGAAAUCUCUAGUGCAAAACCGAUUCAAUCAUUUGUGCAAAGUGUCAUUGAAACAAUUAUCUUCCAGAGUCACAUUAAUUGUGACUUUCAAUAGCAAACAAUGACUAAUUUAAGUGGUUAUGAACAGUUUCUUUUGUAUUAUUUCUGCACUCUAAUUGGAAUUGCUUCCACUGUUUCGACGUUUCGUGUAAAACGUCGCAAUCAUAGUACCAUAAAGUUUUAUCACGUUCCAUACAGGAUAGUAUGUCAAUCAACAAAUAAUUAUUAUCAGUAUAACCACA